Messenger RNA from Arabidopsis thaliana (thale cress), 1255 nucleotides. RefSeq names its product Transducin/WD40 repeat-like superfamily protein (gene TEX1). Gene Ontology annotation, biological process: mRNA export from nucleus. Gene Ontology annotation, cellular component: nucleus. The coding region runs from base 35 to 982 and encodes 315 amino acids. NCBI's taxonomy places the organism in Eukaryota, Viridiplantae, Streptophyta, Magnoliopsida, Brassicales, Brassicaceae. The transcript has 11 exons. The record is from RefSeq and is marked reviewed.
GGAAGGUUGAAGAAGAAGAGUUGAGAAUUAAAAAAUGGAGGAGACGACGAUUCCUUUCAAGAGCUUACAUAGCAGAGAAUAUCAAGGUCAUAAGAAGAAGGUACAUUCAGUAGCUUGGAAUUCGAAUGGAACAAAGCUUGCUUCGGGUUCUGUUGAUCAAACGGCUCGCAUUUGGAAUAUCGAACCACACGGUCAUAGCAAGGCUAAGGACCUUGAGCUAAAGGGUCAUACUGAUAGUGUGGAUCAGCUAUGUUGGGAUCCCAAACAUUCAGAUCUUGUUGCUACUGCCUCUGGUGAUAAAAGCGUUCGUCUUUGGGAUGCUCGCAGUGGAAAAUGCACACAGCAGGUAGAACUUAGUGGAGAGAAUAUAAACAUCACCUACAAACCUGACGGGACACAUGUAGCUGUUGGUAAUAGGGAUGAUGAGCUUACAAUUCUGGAUGUCCGUAAGUUUAAACCUCUACACAGGCGCAAAUUCAAUUAUGAGGUUAAUGAGAUUGCUUGGAACAUGCCUGGAGAUUUUUUCUUCUUGACUACUGGACUUGGCACUGUUGAAGUUCUUUCAUAUCCAUCUCUUAAACCACUUGACACUCUCACAGCCCACACAGCCGGGUGUUAUUGUAUUGCAAUUGAUCCUAAAGGGAGAUAUUUUGCUGUCGGGAGUGCGGAUUCCUUAGUAAGCCUUUGGGAUAUCUCAGACAUGCUUUGUUUGAGAACAUUUACCAAACUUGAGUGGCCAGUCAGAACAAUAAGCUUCAACUAUUCGGGAGAGUAUAUUGCUUCAGCCAGUGAAGAUUUAUUCAUUGAUAUUGCUAAUGUCCAAACCGGGCGGACGGUGCAUCAGAUUCCAUGUCGGGCAGCCAUGAACAGUGUUGAGUGGAAUCCCAAAUACAAUUUACUUGCAUAUGCAGGUGAUGACAAGAAUCCCAAGUAUAAUACUGAUGAAGGUGUUUUCCGGAUAUUUGGUUUUGAGAGCUCGUAGGAACAGAGCACUGAAUCGGGAAACAUGAUACACAACUCCACUUGAUUGUUCCUUGUUGAGUUAGAAAAAGUUUAUGUGCCUAGUGUACCUAAAUAUGUAUUGUCAGUAUAUCAAGUUGGAAUAAUCUUACAGUAUCACUAAAUACAUUGAAAGUUUGCAGUUCUGAAUCUGGCAUUUUAUUUAUUGCAAAAAUUUGUUACUAUACAAGCAAUGUUGUUUAUUAUUAACGAAGAAUGAAAUUAAUAAGAUCAAGAUCAGAAUUCUAAUCCCGAA